Molecule: messenger RNA, 1512 nt
Organism: Exophiala spinifera
Lineage: Eukaryota; Fungi; Ascomycota; Eurotiomycetes; Chaetothyriales; Herpotrichiellaceae
Exons: 1
Coding region: 1-1512 (503 amino acids)
Biological process (GO): protein insertion into mitochondrial inner membrane from matrix; mitochondrial respiratory chain complex III assembly
Cellular component (GO): mitochondrial inner membrane
Molecular function (GO): ATP hydrolysis activity; ATP binding
Source: RefSeq, a predicted model, not a curated record
AUGGAUAUACCCCUUAUUCUCCUUAACAUUUUCUUCCCUGGAGUUUCCACGAGUCUCAAAUCCAUCAUCGCUAAAUCCGGACUCGAAAGCUUGCCUCAUCUGCAAAUCCUGAUAUACUGCACGGUCCUCUUCUUGGUGACGUCUUGGGCAGUCGGCUAUCUUUUGCAACAAGUGUUUAAGUGGUUCUCAGCAUCGAUUGUAGUGCAUUCACAGGAUGAUAUAUACAAUGCUCUCACGGCCUGGUUGAGUGAACAAAGAAGCUUGAAGCGGUCUCUGUCUUUACAAGCGGUUACCGCUGGCAAUCUUUCCGAAAACUCCAAUCCUCCAAACGUUCUGGACGAAUCCGCAGUCUCCAAGACAUUCAGGAUCGCAACCUCGGCCACGAGAAACGCAUCUAUCGAGUUUGAGCCCUCUGCAGGAAUACAUUGGUUCUUACACGGUGGUAGAAUUUUCCAAUUACUACGUGAAGAGCGUCAGUCUGCUUCAGUAAUAGGUGGAAGCGUUUCGACGCGCGUUGCUGAGACAAUGAAGAUAACCACACUUGGGUUCUCCACGUCACCCAUCAAAGAACUAUUUUUUCUAGCCUUGAAGCGACAGCACGAGCGUGAACUGACACAGACAGUUGUCUUUCGCUCUAUGCAGCUGUAUCCUGGGCGAAGCAUUUGGUCUCGAUUGGGCCUAAGACAGGCGCGACCGAUGGAUACAGUCUACCUGGAUAAGGGCCUGAAGGACAACGUCAUUGCAGAUAUAGCUGAAUUUCUCAAUCCGAACGCCGCAAGCUGGUAUGCAAACCAUGGGAUUCCUUACCGACGGGGAUAUCUUUUCUAUGGGCCGAGCGGUUCGGGGAAAACAAGCUUCGCCACUGCCCUCGCUGGACACUUCGGGCUCGAUAUUUACACCACGUCUCUGAUGGAUGCCAGUCAUACUGAAGACAGCCUUAUCUCAUUAUUUAUGCAGCUCCCACGUUUCUGCAUCGUGUUACUGGAGGACGUCGACUGCGCUGGGAUUACUCGCCCGAUAUCAGAACCUGCUCAGGAGAUCGACGAGUGUGGAACAUUGACUACGAGAGAGCAUUCUGCUUUGAGGACAGGCACUGCUAGAAGCCCGAUUUCUCUGUCCUGUUUGCUGAAUGCCAUUGACGGGGUGUCGGCUUCUGAGGGCCGUGUUCUUGUCCUGACAACCAAUUACCGCGAGAGAUUGGAUGACGCACUCAUUCGGCCAGGUAGGGUGGACUAUCAGGUCCAGUUCAGAUUGGCGUCAAGACCCCAAGCUCGUGAACUAUUCUGGCGUAUAUAUUCUCCUCACCCCUCAGGCAGCGCCCAAAAUAUCAGCAAGUUUCCCCUCACAGUGACGUCGAAUGAUUCGAAAAGAAUUUCCAACUUGUCCGAUGAAUUCGCUGCCUUGGUCCCGGAGAGUCGCUAUGGCCUAGCAGACCUCCAAGGAUUCCUUCUGGCUCGAAAGUCUUCUCCCGAGAAGGCGAUAGCCGAUAUCAAGCUGCGUGGAAUAUUUUGA